CUGUACGUACCUCCCUGUCUCUCUUUCGGCGCGUCGAUUUCUCAUUAUUAUCUCUCUUUCAGACAGCUUUGAUUCCGUUAAGACAACUUCAUUUCUCCCCCAAGUUUGUCCGUAAAGGAUUGAUUUUUUUUUUUUUUUUUUUUUUUUAAAAGUCUCUUCUUCUCUUUGCCCACUUCCGAAAUUAAAUCAGAAGUUUGAAUUCUUCUAAUCCCGUCUGUCUCUUUCUGCUGUCGUUUUCAUCGGGGACGUGUCUUGUUUCUUUAAGGUAAAAUUCAAGACUUAAACUUGAAGUAUCUCCCUUCUUCUGUCUGCUGCCUUGCUUUUUUGAAACCGACUUUGGAUUAGAUCUGACUCAGCUUUAUACUAAGAAAAAGAGGAUUCUCUCUUUCCAUUGGCUGCAUGCCCCCAAAAGUCCUUUCCUUUGGUUUCUAGAGUUCUGUUAUUGAUUUUGAAUCUGUAAUCAGAUAGACAAGCUUUCUUUGUACAAGCAAAAGCUUGGGGCUUUGAAAGGGAUAAGUGGUUUAGGGAAUGAGAAAAUUGUAUAGGAAGCUGGCUUCAUUCAAAGACCCAUUCACCAGAGCGAAGAGACACGUGAGCUCAUCACAUUCAGGGUUUAGAGCUUUCAGCGACAGAAGAUGGAUGUUCCCUUUCAUAGCAACCUUGAUCAUCUCCAUCACCCUCCUCAUGCUCUCCAUCUCCAGCUUUUACUCAGAAGAAGAAGAAUCUCCAUUACCGCCAGACGCUGUUUCAAAGCCUACUAAUGACGACUACUUUGUAGAAUCAAGUUUCGUAAAAUCAAACCCCGACGUUAAUGCAGACCUUCCUAGGCUAGCUUAUCUGAUCUCGGGGACGAAAGGAGAUAGCCACAGGGUGAUGAGGACCUUGCAAGCCGUGUACCAUCCUAGAAACCAGUACGUUCUGCACCUGGACCUCGAGGCUCCGCCUAAAGAGAGGAUGGAGCUGGCGUUGUCUGUCAAGAGCGAUCCUAUUUUCAGCCGGAUGGAGAACGUGAGGGUGAUGUCUCAGUCUAAUCUUGUGACUUAUAAAGGUCCUACGAUGAUUGCUUGUACUCUCCAAGCCGUUGCGAUUUUGCUGAGAGAGAGCUUGCAUUGGGAUUGGUUUCUUAAUCUUAGUGCCUCGGACUAUCCUCUCGUUACACAAGAUGAUUUGUUGUAUGUCUUCUCAAACAUGUCAAGGAAUGUCAAUUUCAUUGAGAAUAUGCAGCUCACUGGUUGGAAACUGAAUCAGAGGGCUAAGUCAAUCAUAGUUGACCCUGGCCUAUACCUAUCAAAGAAGUCUGACCUUGCUUGGACUACUCAGCGAAGAUCACUUCCAACUUCUUUCAAGCUAUUCACUGGCUCAGCUUGGAUAAUGCUGACACGGUCUUUCCUGGAGUACUGCAUCUGGGGAUGGGACAACUUCCCGAGAACUAUACUAAUGUACUACACAAACUUCGUGUCAUCUCCCGAAGGUUACUUCCACACAGUGAUCUGCAACAGCAAAGAGUUUGUCAACACUGCGAUAGGACACGACCUUCACUACAUCGCUUGGGACAACCCACCAAAGCAGCACCCUGUCUCUCUCUCGUUGAAGGAUUUUGAUAACAUGGUCAAGAGCAAAGCUCCGUUUGCGCGUAAGUUCCACAAGAACGACCCUGUGUUGGACAAGAUCGAUAGAGAGUUGUUGGGACGGACACAGAGGUUCUCGCCAGGGGGGUGGUGCGUAGGGAGGUCGGAUAAUGGGAGUGAUCCGUGCUCUGUGCAAGGGAAUGACUCGGUGUUGAGACCGGGACCUGGUGCUGUGAGGUUGCAGGAGCUUGUUCAAACGCUGUCUUCUGAAGAGUAUAGGAGUAAACAAUGUUCAUGAAUGUUUGAGGUUUAUCUAGUGAUCAUGCGAAAUGUCAUGUUGUACAUUACUUUUUGGUUGAUUGUUAAUUUUGGUUAUAGAA
Messenger RNA from Brassica oleracea var. oleracea, 1948 nucleotides. RefSeq names its product xylosyltransferase 1. The transcript is spliced from 4 exons. Gene Ontology annotation, molecular function: glucuronosyltransferase activity. Lineage: Eukaryota; Viridiplantae; Streptophyta; Magnoliopsida; Brassicales; Brassicaceae. The record is from RefSeq and is a predicted model, not a curated record. Gene Ontology annotation, cellular component: membrane. The coding region runs from base 529 to 1866 and encodes 445 amino acids.